Messenger RNA from Leptopilina boulardi, 4917 nucleotides. RefSeq lists its product as uncharacterized. The record is from RefSeq and is a predicted model, not a curated record. NCBI's taxonomy places the organism in Eukaryota, Metazoa, Arthropoda, Insecta, Hymenoptera, Figitidae. The transcript has 3 exons. Bases 101 to 4648 code for a protein of 1515 amino acids.
UAAAUAAAAAGUUGUGGAAAUUGUAAAUUAUUCAAUUUUCUUAUUAGUAAAAAUUUGUAUAUAAACGUCUUAAAGGUUUCGAUAAUUUUCAAAUGAAACAAUGAAUUGUGAAACAAAGUUCCUUGGGUCACUCCUGUUGGUAGUGGCUAUUGCCACUUCUAAUUUUGGUCAAACUACUUUUAGGACAACACAACUCAAUACCAUCAUCUGCAAUGAAUCCCAAACUAAAGAAUUUAUUUCAAUUAUGAAUAUAACAAAUAUAACAAUAAAUGAAAUUCCUCGGGAUAAAAAUUUGGUGGUUUUAACUGACUCUACAGAUAUAUAUUCGACAUACAAAGAAAGAUUAAUUGAAGAAGAAGCAACGUUCAUACCAUUUUAUGGAACAAUAGACAUGCAAACAAUAUUUAGAAUAGCAGUUAUUUUCCAUUCAACAAAAGAAAAAAUUAAAUUUAUUAUUCAUGGCAAUAGUUCUGAAAAUGCUGCAAAUAUUUUUGAGAAUUUGGCCAAUUUUAUCGAUAUCUCUGAUUUAAAAGAUAAUAUUGCUGUUGCAUUGACGAUUCCUGAUGUUGAAGGUAACAUUAUGACCAACGAUGAAUAUAUAAAUCGAGUAGCAUAUUUUCAUGCUGUUUUUAAUAGUCUUACAUCUUCAAAUAAUUGGAUUAACCCACCAUUUAGAGCAAUUAUGAAUAAUUCACCAAAAUAUUUUCGUACUUUUUCUACAUGGGAAAUAAAUAAAAGGAAUAAAAUUACUAAAUUUACUUUUAGUCAAAAGAUUCAAAAGCAAUGCAAUUGUGCAAUGCAAUAUGUGAACCAACAAGUUUCCUUAGAUAUGAAAAAAGUUGUUGAAGAAUUAGAAAAUAAAAGUUAUGAACAAGAUACUGUGGCAACAAUGUAUAAUUGUCUCUGGUCUUUCGCAAGAUCGAAUCAUAAUAAUGUUAAUAAUUAUAUUCUAAAUUUUCGUAAAUGUUUCAAUGGUAUUCAAUUCCCAAAAACACAUGCUUUGGUACAAAAUGAAUAUUUAAUAAAAUUGAUAUUAUUUACUGAAUGUUUUCAAUUUCAAGAAGCUAGUGUCGCCUGGUCUGAGCCAUUAAGAAAUUUUCAGCUACAACGUUUAUUGGGAAACUUAAAAAAUUGGUACCCGAGAACUGAUAAUGGUUUGCUAAUUCGAAGAAAAGUAAAUCAGAGUUGUAAUGCUAUGAGAAAAGACUUCAAAUUGAAUGCGAGGGGAAAUUUUGUUAAACUAAGCGAUCUCGAUUUCAAGCAAUGUGAUAAAGAACCUAAAGUAAUUGAAAUAUUUGGAUUGGAAAAAGUUAUAAUUGAUAAGGAUAUGGAUUUUACUGGGAAGGAUGUUCAAAUGAUAAUCAUAGCACCCAUAUGGGAAGUAAUUUCGUCUUCGAAUAAUGGAACAAUUGAGCGUAGAUUAAUUAAUUUAAAUGGUAGAAAUGGAACGAAUUUUAAUAAAGAAAGAGCUGAUAAUGGCACUCGAGAUGGAAAUAGAAAUGGUGCUAAUGGCUUAGCUGGGAAACCAGGAGGACCUGCUGGAAGCCUUUACGGACUCACAAACAAAAUUAUAAAUGCAGAACAAUUAACUAUUUUGGCAAAUGGAGGAAGAGGAGGAAAUGGACAAAGUGGUGGACACGGGGCUGUCGGUGCCGAUGGAUUAUCUUAUAACGGAGCACCUGCAAUAGUUUGUGAUGAAAAACUUGAAGGAUGGCAGUACAAAUUGAGCGUAUAUGUAUUUAAUACUACCCCUCGCCUUGCAAAGAGUUACGUUUAUGAUAAAAUAUAUGGAAAGCCUGGAAAAGUUGGUGGAAGCGGAGGUAAUGGAGGUAUUGGCGGAAUGGGCGGGAAAUAUGGCCUUGUUAAUAUUUUCCAAUCUUCAAAUAAUAGAGAUAGUUUCGAAUUAUUUGCACAACCUGGUAAUAAAGGAUUAGAUGGUGAAGGUGGAAAAGCUGCUUUGGGUGGUAAAAAUGGAAAAAUUAUGACAACAAAUAUCCUUUGUCAUUUAUGGGGCAGCCUUAAUGACCUCACAGUGGUAUCAACUGACACUGGAAGCGCUAGUAUGGGUUUAGAGGGAAAAUCAGGCAUCAGUCUAAAGAGGAAAAUAGAUGCAGAGGAUUCACAUAGUGAGAAUAGUUUACGAAGUUCAUUGAUUAGAUACAAAAUUUUUAUUAGAACCCAUCUGGCAUAUUCAAACUUUACUAACAAACAAGAACUAUGGGAGUUUCAUGAUGAUUUAAAUAUAAAUAUGAAUAGCGAUAAUACAUUGAGUUUAGUUGAAGAUUAUAUAGGAUUAGAGAAACAAUUUUUUUCCUUAAAUGACAAAAUUAACUUUAUCAAAUUAUACCAACAAUUGAAAAAUCGAAUUGACAUGUUUGCCGAAAAUCCUUAUGAAGAAGAAAGUAAUGCAGAAUACAAAAAAAUUAUCAAAGAAUUAAAAAAUGAUGCCGAAAAACGUCUUAAAUCUGUGCGAUCAUAUCGUUCCUACUAUGAUGUUAUUUUGAACGUAAAUGAAGAAGCAGCUAAUUCUUUGAAGCCACUGAUAAUUCAAUUAAAAAAUUUUAGAACUAAUAACUAUAUUUUACGUCUUCUCAAACAACAUAUUUUUUCACUGGAAGAUACAAUGGCUGAUGGUGAAAGGUUAAUUAAAACUGUGGCAACAGAUGCUAUCUGGGAUACAGAAGACAUGUUAGAUCAAGAAUUAAAUUCUUUACUUACAGAAAUUUUAGAGAUGGAGAAGGAAGCAUUAACUAAUCAAGAUGAACUGAAGAAAAGUCGUGAGAAAUUAGAACAAAUUAUGAUGCUCAAAAUAUUGUUUGGAAUUUUGAAAGUUGCUGGCGGAGCAUUAGGAAUUAUUAAUCCUGUUUUAGGAACAGCAGCUGCAUCUGCUAUUGGAGUUGUUGAAGCAUUUACAACUGAUGGAAGCGAAGCACAAGUAGCUGCCUUACCAAAAGCUCUCGAGAAUGUGGCUAAAGAGUCCGAAAGUUAUUUUAAAGACAUGGAGAAAGAACAAGAGAAGAUUAUUGAAGAACAGAGAAAAUUUGUGAAUAAAAAAAUUAAGGAAACCAGAUAUGGUGCUGCUGUUAUCACUGAUGUUUGGGACUCAUCAAGUAAAUAUAGAAGCAUUGGUGAUGGAACACAAAAUCAAAAAUUAAAAAAUUCUGGAUACGUUAUGAUGGAAGUCUACGCUAGUAAAGAAACUGAAUUAACAAUAAAAUUAGAUAAGCUACAAAAAUCAGGACAAGAGAAGAAUAUAAAUAAAAUAAAAGCUGUUGAAAGUGGAUUAGCAGUAGCUAAAUAUUUAAAAGCAACAUCUGUUGCUUUUACAGCUAUAUCCGAAAGUGCUAUUAGUAUUAUGAAAGAUGAGAAAAAAGUUAAUGAAAUUGAUGCAGCACUGAAAAAAAGUCAUGUUAUUUGGCAAAGACUCAAUUUAUUAGAGAACAAUAUUUAUGACAAAAUUAAUCCACUGCUUACUAACAUGAAAACCAAUUUAGAUAGUGUGAAGAGUGAUUUGGAAAAUAUGAAUGAAUUUCAACAAGAAAUUGCAAAAUGGAAUGUUACAGGCACCAUUAAGGGGAUACAGCGUAUUUUAAAUAAUGUGACAAAAAAUUUUAAAGUAAAUGAAAAAAUGAAUUUUGCGUUCGAUAAACUCAUUGCAGAUUUUGACUCACUUUUUAAUUUACACACAUUAUUGUUGGAUAGCAAGAAGGAAAAAUCAGAUAAAUUUUAUCUUACUAAUCUUCUCAUUGCACAUUCUAAUCAUGGUAAUAAUUUAUUAAUUAGUGAUUCUGAAUUGCGAAAUGCAAUAUCAGAAUUGCAGAUUCUUAGAAUAACGAAUCAAUUAGCUGAAAAAUAUGAUAAAUGGCUUUUUGCGUUGAAACAGUAUGCUUUCCCUUAUAGUGGAGAAAUACUUGAUUCAUUACCCGAUUUGAGUGAAUUUAGAAACGAAAGUAUGACUAAUUUUGGAGAUUUUAUAAUUAAAAAUAAAGAUUUUAUAAUAGCAAAUUCUGCAUUUGCUAAAACUACAGAUAAUAAAAUGACAACAGUUUUCAGAGGUUCUAACUUUCCAUAUGACAUAUCAAGAUUUUCUUUCUACAUUUGGAAAAAUGAUGAGAAUAAACAAGAGUUAAAAGAUAUUUUAAAUGGUGUGAAAACAACUUUGGUUGCAGAUAUCAAUAACUUUAAUUUGACUUACGAUAGCGUAAAGUUUAAUCGUAUUAAAAUAUUAUUUACUGCUAAUAAUGGAAAUAUGCAAGAGGAAUUAAAUGAAGAGCUGAAGAAUUUUGAUGUAAAGCUCACGCAUCAUGGGGAUUCAAAGUAUAGAUAUGGUAAUUCCAUUUAUGAUAUUAGAAAUAAUCCAACACUUUUUUGGUUCGCUUACGCGGCAAACAAUAAUGAACGGGAAUCACAACUUGUUUCGAGAUUCGCUAAUGCUCCCUACAUGUUAAGUCCAUAUGCAACAUGGUCUAUUGAACUUUCGCCAAUACAUCCAUCGCGUAACUUUACAUUUUUACAGAAAUUCGCUGACAUUGUUAGUCUAGAACUUAUAGGAAAUGCUGAAUAUUUGAAAAAUUCUACAUGUGACUCAACAUGUGAAGUAAAAAUGAAAAAAUUUUAUACACUUGCAACUGAUUUAGCAAAAAAUUAAUAAUUUACAUAUUUGUGAAGUUUUAUUGUAAUUAAAAAAAAAUUAUAUUUACCUUCUAAAUAAUCUUAACAAGAAAAAUCUAGUUUAGUGUUAGAUAUGUAACAACAAUUAAAUCUUGUUUUAAUUUUAUAUCAUAAUCUUGGAAAACCUGAUUUUAAUAUAAGGAUUUCCGAAAUUUUUAACUCAAAAUUCAAUUCUAAUAAUGUCAAUUUUUUAUAUGACUUACUCGUUUACGUCAUAGUCGUUAAAUAAUAAUUAUUGUAUUUACA